UUUCUUUUACAAUCUUUUCUCCGCCCCAAUUUUCUCUAGCUAGGGUUUCUGCUCCUCUCAAGUUACUCAUGGACCCCUCGAAGAAGCGCAGAGCCGACGAGAACGGCGGUUCUUUUGCUGUUGGAGAUGCGGCUCCAAUUUCAAACGGCAGUCUUUCUCCUGACGACACCCGCAAAAUUCUUGAACCAUUCACUAAAGAACAACUCAUUGACAUACUUCAAACCGCCGUUGUUCGUCACCAGGACGUCCUUGAGGCCGUGCGAUCUGUUGCCGAUGCGGAUCCUGCUAAGAGAAAGCUCUUCGUACGAGGCCUCGGACCGGAGACAACGACUGAUAAGCUUCGAGGUAUCUUCUCAUUCUUCGGAGAUCUUGACGAGGGUAUCGUCAUUACUGAUAAAACCUCCGGGAGGUCUAAAGGCUAUGGGUUCGUUACAUUCAGGCAUAUCGACGGCGCCAUUUAUGCACUUAAAGAGCCAAGCAAGAAAAUUGAUGGACGGAUGACGGUUACCCAUCUUGCUGCUUCGGGAACGAAUUCUUCAAGUAGCGGUGGUGUUGAUGUUUACCUGAGGAAGAUAUAUGUUGGAAAUAUCCCGUUCGAUAUAUCAUCGGAGAAGUUGCUGAUACACUUUUCUGCUUAUGGAGAGAUUGAGGAAGGACCAUUAGGGUUUGAUAAGCAGUCUGGGAAACCUAAAGGAUUCGCUUUCUUUAUUUACAAGACUGAGGAAGGUGCCAGGGCUUCACUAAUUGAUCCAAUCAAAACAAUUGAUGGUCACCAGUUGAACUGUAAGCUGGCGGUUGAUGGGAAAAAAUCAAAUAACGGUGCAAAUGCAGGUGGAGCUCAGGGGCCACCAGCAAACAGGUAUGGUGGUCCGGCUCCAGGAUCGAUGUCAGGCCCUAACUAUGGAAUGGGAGGUGGUUAUGGAGGCUAUGCUGCUCCUCCUCCAGCGAUGACUCAUCAAAAUCCAGGCCAUAACUCUUCAAUGGGCGGUGGUGGAGGCUAUGGGAAUCAAGGGCAGGCCUCUUAUGGUGGCGCAGGGGGUGGGUAUGGUGCUGGUUCAUAUGGAGGUCCACAAUAUGGCGGAGCUGGUGCUGGAUAUGGUGGAAUGAGCAAUCCGGCUCCUUCUAUGUAUAGGGAGCCCCAGAGUUCUAUGCCUUCUGGAGGAUACUCAGAAGGUGGGAACUAUGGAAUGUCCGGUUCUGCUCCUAGGCCACCUCCUAGUGGAAUGUACCAGGGCAUGCCACCUUAUUACUGAGGUAAUCUGUCGGGUUUGAUGUAAAUCAGGUUAUGAGAGAUUGGCGCAUUGCUUUAAAUGGUUGUGGUGAUUCGUGAUGGGACAAUGAAAUCUUUGCUUGAUAUCUGGAGUGUGAUGUAGCUGCACCUUUUAGCUCUGUCUUUGUUGACAACUAUUUGCCAAAGAUGAUUAUGUGUAGUUUUGGAAUCUUGGAUUAUGUUUGAGAAUCUUUGAUUGUGUGCAGAGCACUAGUUUAUAUCAAGACAUGUCUUGCAAUGCCAAUUUCUCUUAUACUUUGUCCUUAAUAUCACUUUGACUAUUGGUUUUACGGUUUAUACUAUUUUUUGUUUUUA
Molecule: messenger RNA, 1585 nt
Organism: Impatiens glandulifera
Lineage: Eukaryota; Viridiplantae; Streptophyta; Magnoliopsida; Ericales; Balsaminaceae
Product: UBP1-associated protein 2C
Exons: 2
Coding region: 69-1253 (394 amino acids)
Molecular function (GO): RNA binding
Source: RefSeq, a predicted model, not a curated record